AUGAGGCUCGAUGGGAUCUCGUUAUGUCUUCUUACUCGGUUUGUCGCGCUUGUCACCGCGAGUGAGUCACCAACCUCAUCAAGCGGGUCGAUCGUCGAUUCUUCCACAGAGGAGGAGAGGGAGAGCGAAAGCCCGUAUUUCCCCUGGACGCAUCAACCCAUCUGCUCGGAGCACCUCAGCGAAGCGGGAGAUGAGUUCUGCGUCUACACAAACGCGUCCUUCAGCAACGGACGCGGCAUCUCCAUCUUCACCACGCCCGCAAUCGCGCACGAGUUUGCGUCUCUGCCACCGUUCCAAGAUGCCGCGGCACUGUCCUCCAAGGGCAUCAACCCCGAGACAGACGAGGAAGAUCGGCCCUGGUACACGUCGUCCAUCCCCGGCAAGGGAAUCGGCAUGUUGGCGUCGCGGCCGCUCAAACGUGGCGAUCUGAUCACGGCGUAUACGCCCGCCCUUGUCGCGCAUAUCGGCGACCUCGUUUUCUCGGAGGACCGGGAGAGAUUGCUGAAGCUGGCUAUCGAUCAACUCCCCGCGGCAAGUCGAGAUGCCUAUCUCGACCUGGCCAAGAUUUACGAUGAGCCGGAGGUCGUGGCUCAGGAUGUGUUGAAGGCGAAUGGAUUCGACAUGAAGAUUGGGGGGUUGUUGCAUCCGGCCGUGUUUCCAGAGGCCGCGAGAUACAACCAUGCCUGUGCGCCCAACGCGCAAUACUUCCUCUCGACCGACCUGUUGACACACUACGUCCAUGCCGUGCGCCCCAUCCAAAGGGACGAGGAAAUCACAAUCUCGUACGCGCCGCCUCUCCGCCUCCACGCCGACCGGCAGCAAUUCUUCAAGUCUGUCUUCCACUUCACGUGUUCCUGUCGACGCUGCUCACCGGAUUCCCACAACAGCCCCCGCACGGUACGAGACUCGGACAAGGCCACCCAAGACAUCGUCAACCUGCAGUGGCAGCUCUCCCGACCCGACCCGACCGCCGGCGUCCGGGAAGCCGAAACGCUCGUCGACCUCUACAAAGCCGAGGGACUGGAAGGGUUUCUGGACGACGCGUACGGUCACGCCGCACUGGCGUAUAGUCGCGUCGGCAGCGCGAGAGGGGCCAAGAAGUAUGCCAGGUUGGCGGUCGAGGCGGCGUGGUUCAAGUACGGGUUUGACGGGGAAGGCAUGGACAAGGUCAGGGAGUGGGAGAGCAUCGCGAGGGAUCCGACAGCUCAUGCGAGUUGGAGGAGUGCGAUCAGGAAGACGGAAUUAUAG
Messenger RNA from Fonsecaea nubica, 1248 nucleotides. RefSeq lists its product as hypothetical. Lineage: Eukaryota; Fungi; Ascomycota; Eurotiomycetes; Chaetothyriales; Herpotrichiellaceae. The record is from RefSeq and is a predicted model, not a curated record. The transcript has 2 exons. Gene Ontology annotation, molecular function: protein binding. Bases 1 to 1248 code for a protein of 415 amino acids.